AGUAGUGGGAGAAAAACUUGAAUUAUCAGCAAAUGCUUAAUGUUGAUUGGCCAUUGAUUUUAAUUCUUUUGUUGUAUUUAGCUAUACUUGACCUUGAAAUCACUUCAGCAUCACUUCAGAUCACUCUCAAAAGAAUAUAAUAUAUUACAAAGUGUUAACAUCUUUAAUUAAUAUUUUCCAUAAUUAAGAUACAAUAAAAUGAAGUGGAUAAUUUUUAAUAUCACAUUAGUAACAUGGAUUUGUAUAAUAUUUUGUCAGGAUAUUGUAUUUCCAAAUGAUGAAGAGAUGUCUCAUGUGAGCGGCAACACAGCGAUAACAGAACGUAUUCCAGUGGCUGCACCAAAUAUAUGUCCUAAAGACAUGCUUCUUUAUCCUGGAGAUGGAAAUAGAAGUACAUGGGUAUGUGAUUGUAGACCCAGAUUUCUAUAUUUUCCAUUGAAUAAUAGUUGUCAUGAAGCAUACAGACAAGGACCAUGUCCACCACAGAAUUAUGUUGUGCUUCCUAAGAAUGAAGCUAUACCAAAAUGUGUAAAAAAUCCUUGUUUGGAGGAUGGCUUAGUGCAAUAUAAUAAUAUAUGUUAUCCUUUAAGAACUACAGGUGGCCCUUGUGCACCUGAUGGUGUAAUCGGAGUAAAUGAAACUACAUUUGAUUUAGAAUGUAUAUCAACAGAUGUUGCAACAUUCGUAAUUAUCGAUCCACCUCCAAAGAAAUGUCCUGUAGGAAGCCGUAGGAAUUCUCUUGGAGUAUGCAAAACAAUUGCAAAUUUUUCAUCUCGCACUAAUAAAGUUUUCACCUGAAAUUUUUGCUUUUAAUAUGAAAAAGUAUUUAUUUGUUUGGCUUCUUUCAUAUAAUAAAUUUCAGUAUAUUAUGCUAUAAGUCUGAUGUAUUAUGAGAAUAUAUAACAUUCAUAUUUACAAAAUAUAAUUCUUAAUAUACUUAAAUAUACUUAUUUAGAUAAUACGGAACUCCUCGUUUAUAUACACUGACAAGGUAUAACUACAUACUUAUAAAGACCAUCAAUUGCACAUUAAAUAUUUAUGCAAUAUAUUUUUAUAUUUUAAUGAUGACUGUUAUGUAAUUUAUACUCUAUUUACAUAAAUUGUAUAUACAAUUAGACAGAAAUAUGAUACAUAAGAAUGAAAUAAAAUACUAUGAUGAAAUAUAAUAAUAUAUUUAACAAUUGUUAAUACUACUUAAGUCGAAUGAUAUCAACUAAAUUAAAGAUGAAUCUAAAAACUAAUAUCAAAGUUAUCAAAAAUUGUAAUUUCGUACUGUCUUGUAUAAAGAUAAAAAUCUGGCUAAUAAUAAAUUAUAUAUUUUCAGCA
This is a messenger RNA of Frieseomelitta varia, 1326 nucleotides long. RefSeq lists its product as uncharacterized. The transcript has 3 exons. Bases 199 to 798 code for a protein of 199 amino acids. The record is from RefSeq and is a predicted model, not a curated record. Lineage: Eukaryota; Metazoa; Arthropoda; Insecta; Hymenoptera; Apidae.